AUGGCGGCGACGAAUCCCAGUGCGCCAGAGGUGACCGUGGAGCAGGUGCCCACCGCGCCCAAUUCCCAGCCUGCACAGAACGAUGCCAUUGUUCCCGCUCCCGCAGCGAUUCCGGAGUCGCGAAUGCCUACUAAGAAAGAUACUUCACUUCGCGAAUUCCUCUCGAAAAUGGAUGACUAUGCGCCUAUCACCGAUCCCCGCCUUGCGCGCCUGCUUGCGCUCGCGACACAGAAAUUCAUCGCCGAUAUCUCGGCCGACGCGUACCAGUAUAGCCGGAUACGCGCCUCCAAUACCAAUGCUAACAACCCCAUGGGUAACCUCGGAGCGGCAGCUGGUUUCCCCAUCCCUGGUCAGCAAGCGGGCGGCGCGCAACCCGGAAAGGAUCAGUCUCGAGGUGGCCCGCUACUGGGCAUUCAGAGGGCGGGUUAUGGUGGUGGAGGAAGCGGUGGGACGGCCAACAGGACAAUUCUAUCCAUCGAAGAUCUCGGCAUGGCGCUGGCCGAGUAUGGAGUUAAUGUCAAGCGGAGCGAGUUUUACCGCUAA
Messenger RNA from Parascedosporium putredinis, 543 nucleotides. The record is from the annotation of a GenBank genome assembly. NCBI's taxonomy places the organism in Eukaryota, Fungi, Ascomycota, Sordariomycetes, Microascales, Microascaceae.